UGAUUUCUUUGAGGAUUGACUGAUUUGAUCUCCCUGCACCUUGAAUAGAACUUUGCCGGUCUUUAAAGGUACGACUGGACUCGAACUUUCGUCGUGGUUGAAGUUUGGAGAUCCUGACCAGUCUUUGGCGCUUCGCCGCCGGAUCCCACGCGUUUACACGGGGAAAAGUUCACCCCCGCCGUAUUGACCCGCCGCCAUCGGCGGCCUGCGCGUGGGACCCGGAGCAGGAAGCACCGGGCGCGCCUCCUCAUCCCUGCUCUUCUGGUCGGGCGCGGAACUGCGGGCGCCUCUCCAAAGGGCCGCUCCCUCCAGCCCGAAAGUUCGCCGCUCCUGCUGGCAAUGGCGGUCGCAGGCGCGCGGCGACCCUCCUGAGGGGCGGGCGGGAAACCCCCGGGACGGGAGCCCUGCUGGGCGAGGAAGGCUCAGGACGAACGAGGGCAGCGCUAGUGACGAACGUGUGCCGGCUUUGAUCCUCUGUAAUGCAACUCAUCUGUGUCCGGCUCUGUAAAUGUAUUUCUCCGUAUAACUCCUUGGGUAUUUUGACUGAAGCAAGAAUAAAGCCCACCUGCUGAAGAUCAAGGACGGAGAACCUCAUGACGUGGCUUUCCUCUUUAAAAACACAAAGGACUUUAAAUGGACCGCGGCUGGCGAUGACGCUUCACAAAGUGCCGGCUGCCGUCCUGUACCAAAUGGAGCAAGAGCUCGACAAAGAUGAGAAGGAUACCAUGGCGUUCCUCUGCCAGGAUCUCGUGCCGGACUUACCCGCCCCGGAUGUUAGGACGCUUUUGGUGGCUUUGGAUGAGCGGGAACUGCUGACGUCCUCCACUCUGGCCGAGCUGUUGUACAGAAUGAAGAGGUUCGACUUGCUAAAAAGGAUCCUGGGAACCAGUCGAGCAGCAGUGGAAACCAGUUUGGCGAGAAAUCCCCAUCUGUUGACGCCUUACAGGGUGCUGAUGACUGAAAUCAAAGAGAACCUGGACAAAGAAGACUUGGAGUCUUUCAUUUUCCUUCUGUUGGACAAUUCCGGCACUUCCUACAUGAAGAAAGCGAAAGAGAAGAGCUUCUUGGGAAUUAUAAAUGACCUCGAGAAGUUAGACCUGGUGUCGCCCCACCAGUUGGACUUCCUAGAAAAUUGCUUGGUGAACAUUCACAGGAAGGACUUGGUAAAGAAGAUCCAGAAGUACCGACUGGAAGCUCCAGUUCACACCAUCGGCUCUGUGCCUGUGUACAUAAACGCGCUUCAGGCGUCGCUUCCCAAGCUCUCUCUUGCCGACCCUCCGAGGUUUGUGAACAAAGGAAGACUGCUAAAUGGAUCGGGAGCCAUUCAGAAGGAACAGGUCCCCGUGUCAAUACCAGAAAGCGGAACAGCCAUGUCUCAGGUGCCUGACCACUACAGAAUGCAGAGCCAGCCAUUGGGGAUAUGCCUGAUCAUAGACUGCAUUGGCAACGAUACAGGUGUCCUGGCCGAAGCCUUUACCAUCCUGAGCUUCGAAGUGCACAGUUACCCCUUCCUAGACGUGAAGUCCCUGCCCCACAAACUGUGCGAAGUGGCCCGGAUGAAGCAGCACAAGGACUACGACUGCUUCGUCUGCGUCGUGGUCAGCCGCGGGAGCCGCGAGGACAUCUUCUGCACCGACCGCCACUUGCCAGGCUACCCUCUGGAGAAGGUGAAGAGGUUCUUCACCGGCGACAAGUGCACGGCCCUCUUAGGGAAGCCGAAGCUCUUCUUCGUCCAGAGCUACGUCGAGCCGGGACAUCGGCAAGAGCCCCGCAGCUUCGUGGAGGCGGACGGCGAUCUCGUGAAUGCUAUCCCCCAGGUAGCGGACAUUCUCUGGAGCCAGAGCAUGGUGGAUGCGUCGGCCCUAGAGCGAUCGUCGAACUCAACUUCCUACUAUCUGUCCACGCUUGCGGAGCUCUUGGUCGAGACGCGCAAAAGGAAGUUGUCUCUGAUAGAUAUUCUUCUGGAGCUGAACAACAGAGUUUACGAGAGGAACACGCAUCACCCUACGGAACAGUACUCGCUCCUGUUAAAGCACACCCUGAGAAAAAAGCUCUACCUUUCACGAAGCUAGAGUUUAAAAAACCAGAACUCUCACAUAUACACACACACCGUGGUAUACCAACCACAUGUAUACACCUGCUGAGUUGUUAAGCUUAAAUGACAGACUUUUGCUUCCUGGGCCAAGCACAGGUGGGUUGUUCAAAAGUUUUUGUUUCUGUAUCCAUAAACUAGAAAAUAAAGAACCGCAUGAGUCACAGGAGAUUAAAAAGGUCGAUGGUGCAAACUCAGGUAAAAAUGUAUUUUAUUACUCAG
Gekko japonicus is the source of this 2314-nucleotide messenger RNA. RefSeq names its product CASP8 and FADD-like apoptosis regulator. Gene Ontology annotation, molecular function: cysteine-type endopeptidase activity; protein binding. NCBI's taxonomy places the organism in Eukaryota, Metazoa, Chordata, Lepidosauria, Squamata, Gekkonidae. The record is from RefSeq and is a predicted model, not a curated record. Gene Ontology annotation, biological process: proteolysis; negative regulation of extrinsic apoptotic signaling pathway via death domain receptors. The transcript is spliced from 10 exons. Bases 594 to 2072 code for a protein of 492 amino acids.